Molecule: messenger RNA, 2204 nt
Organism: Scomber scombrus (Atlantic mackerel)
Lineage: Eukaryota; Metazoa; Chordata; Actinopteri; Scombriformes; Scombridae
Gene: cnot11
Product: CCR4-NOT transcription complex, subunit 11
Exons: 7
Coding region: 339-1676 (445 amino acids)
Biological process (GO): mRNA catabolic process; negative regulation of translation
Cellular component (GO): CCR4-NOT complex
Source: RefSeq, a predicted model, not a curated record
UUAAACGGCUAAGUGAAAGCGGUGGCGCUGUGUUAACAGUCGUGGUAAUUCUAGAGACUUGAAUAUGUGGAUUUGUUGAUGUUAGUUGUGUUUAACAGACUGUUAUGCAGUCACUGAAAUGUUCACUACGGAAUUGGACUGAUGACUGUAGUUUCCGCCAUGAUUUUGCCGGUUUUUGUCAGUUAGCGCUGCUAAGCUAAGCUAACUCGUUGCUAACGUAGCUCCAGCAGUAGGAGCUCGUGUGAUGACUUCAGGACGCAGCUUUUCCAAACUCUUCUACACACACCAGUUUACACCGUAUAGUUAUAAAGAGCUGAGCUAUUCCAGGAGAGGAGACCAUGACCCUCGCUCCUAAAGAACUGUCCAACCUGCUGAGCAUCAUAUCGGAGGAGGCUUGCACCAACACCUUCGAGAGCCUCUCCACCCACUUCCAUCACUACUUUGGGAAAGCGGAGCACUUCAAGGUGGGCUCGGUGUUGGUCAUGCUCCUCCAGCAGCCGGACCUGUUGCCCAGCUCCUCACAGCGGCUCACUGCCCUCUACCUGCUCUGGGAGAUGUACCGUACCGAGCCGUUGGCCGCUAACCCGUUCGCAGCCGUGUUCGCCCACCUGCUGAACCCCUCACCUGCCGGGGAGGAGCAGGAGAAGGUGCUCUCCGGUUUCCUGCCUCCCAUCACCCAGCCCGAGAAGUUCUUCCUGUCCCAGCUGAUGUUGGCUCCACCCAGGGAUCUCUUCAAGAAGACACCCAGACAGGUGUCCUGCAUGGAUGUCGGCAACAUGCCCCAGUCCAUAGACAUCAGUGGGCUGCAGCUAGCCUUAGCAGAGCGUCAGUCAGAGCUGCCCACUCAGAGCAAGGCCAGCUUCCCCAGCAUCCUGAACGACCCAGAUCCAGACUCAUCAAACUCAGGAUUCGACAGCUCAGUGGCCAAUCAGAUUAUAGAGUCUCUGGUCACAGGCCCCCGCCCUCCACUGGAGAGUCACUUCCGCCCUGAAUUCAUCCGGCCGCCACCUCCUCUGCACGUGUGCGAGGACGAGCUGGCAUGGCUGAACCCCACCGAGCCGGAUCACAGCAUCCAGUGGGACCGCUCCAUGUGUGUGAAGAACAGCACCGGCGUGGAGAUCAAACGCAUCAUGUCCAAAGCCUUCAAGAGCCCACUGUCUGCCCAGCAGCAGUCACAGCUGCUGGCUGAGCUGGAGAAGGACCCAAAGCUGGUUUAUCACAUCGGUCUGUCCCCAGCCAAGCUGCCUGACCUGGUAGAGAACAACCCGCUGGUGGCCAUCGAGAUGCUGCUGAAGCUGAUGCAGAGCAGCCAGAUCACAGAGUAUUUCUCUGUGCUGGUUAACAUGGACAUGUCACUGCACUCCAUGGAGGUCGUCAACAGGUUGACCACAGCUGUGGAUUUGCCUCCAGAGUUCAUCCACCUCUACAUAUCCAACUGUAUCUCCACCUGUGAGCAAAUCAAAGACAAAUACAUGCAGAAUCGUCUGGUGCGUCUGGUCUGCGUCUUCCUCCAGUCGCUGAUCCGGAACAAAAUCAUUAAUGUGCAGGACCUCUUCAUCGAGGUUCAGGCCUUCUGCAUCGAGUUCAGCCGCAUCCGCGAGGCAGCCGGCCUCUUCCGCCUCCUCAAGACCCUGGACACCGGAGAAAACCCCACCGAGGCCAAACCAGCCAAAUAAUGAGCCCUCACAGAGACACUGCACAGACUGUAGAAGUGGCCCGAGUUGCUAAAAUAAUGCCAACCUCCCUUACUAACUUUAAAACAUGCUGAAGGCUCGUGAUUCAGUUUACCAGAAACAUUCUUUAUGUCUUUGUACAGCAAAGGAGCCAAAACUGAUGCAGCUGGCUCAAAUGACAGUUAAUAUUGUAAAUAUGUAGUGAAGUUUUCUUCAGGCUCUGCAGUCCAAUCCUGCUUCUGAACUGUCACCAUGUCCCCUCUCUAUUUUCUUGAAAUAAAAUUAAAAAAAACAACACAAUUCAGGAUUUCAUUUUUUUACCAAUGCACUCUCUCAACUUUGGAAAUGGAAGCUCGCAAGUUUUCUUUCAUUAAACAGAUUGUUAAAUGGAAUCUUUCAGGUUGUUUGUGCUUUCAUUAUUUUGUCCAUCUCCUGUAUGUAACAAACACUGCUGCAUGUCACAUCUUUCACUGCUGCUCCUGCCUAGUGACUGUGAAUGCAGCUCAGUAUUGAUACGUCCUCAGAGAACCC